UUAUGAGUAAGUUAUGUUUUCAAUUCCAAAAACACGUGAAGCUGCACUUGAAGUACUAGGAUUUAACCCAAAAGAUAAGCCAGGGGAAGGAGAGAUCAGAAAGGCAUAUUACAAGCUUGUACUCAAGUGGCAUCCUGACAAGUUGCAAAUUGCAGAUAAAGCACAGAAAGAAAUUGCGAAAGGAAACACGCAAGCAAUAAAUCAAGCAUAUGCUAUCUUAACAGGCAAGGAAGUAGCUAAAGUUGAGGAAAAUUUUAACAAAAUGACUGUCCAGGAAAUCAUGGAAUUUCUAUUUGGGUCACACUUAAGUUCUGACGGAUCUAAAAGAAGACUAUAUUUAUUUGCUGCUCUUAACGAGGGAUUAUUGCUAGAAGCAACAUGCUUUCUAGUAGGAGGAAAGAUAAACAAAGAAGGAGAGUUAGUAAAAAAGGAGAAAAAAUAUAAAUAUGUUGAGAAUAUUAAUAUAAGAACUAAACCUAACAAGCAAAAUAUAGAACAUAAAGCACCACUGCAUUAUAUUAUAGAAAAGACUUGCAAAAACCCCAAUACUGGUUGGGAAACACUCCUUGAAGAAACUUUACAAAAAAGAAUUGGUACUGAAAACGCCGUAGAUACUAAUAUUAGUGAUAAAGAUGGUGUUUCCCCAAUGCACAUAGCUGCCAGGUAUGGACGCGUGGACUUGAUGGAAAUCUUGGUUGAGCAUGGAGCAGAUGUAAAUGUGCUUGAUAAUAAGCAACGCAGUCCCCUAGAUGAAGCUGCUGAUAACAAUCAUAUUGAAGCUGUAAAAUUUCUUCUAGGUGAAGGUGCUACAAUUAGUGAGAAUGUGAAGACUAAUGUCAAUCAGAAAAAAUAUCGCCCUGAAAUGAUAGCAAUGAUUUCAGGUCAUCCUUCUUUUGAAACAAAAAAUCAAACAACAGCAGAAUCUUGCAAAGGAAAUAAAACUAAUCCUGUCAGUAUACCACAAGGGACUGCUACAUUAAAACCAAUGCCAGAACCUACAGUAAUGCAAGACAGUGCCUCAGAUAAUAAACAAAACAACGGUCAAGGCAGUAGUAGUUCACCACAAGAGACCGCCACGUCAAAACCAACACCAGGACCGACAAUAAUUCCAGAAAGCACUUUAAAUAGCAACCAAAACGGUACAUCAAAAACAUCAAUAAUAACUCAGAGUAGCAGUUCAGAUAACAGCCAAAGCAAUAAUAAUACACGAUCUUUACUUAUAGGAUUGGCUAUAGUUGCUGGGGCAGUAAUAGGUGCUGUUGCACUAUACUUCUUUGCUCCAUUAAUUUUUGGUACCAGUAUUGGAAUUGGUGCUCAGUUAGGGUUAGGAAUUGCAGGUGCAGCUAUAGGCGGUGGUAUUGGUUAUCUUACUAAUGUGGCAAUCAGUCAAUGUUGCAGUAGUAAAGCACAUGCUGCUUAGUUUGCAAAAGCUAUGACCUUACCCAGAAAAAGUAGACAGGAAGUUAAGACGUUUUUGAAACCUCAGUUACGGACUAGAAAUAGGUGAAAAAGCCAAGGAAAUAGGGUAAACUCCAGGGUAAUGAUGAGGUAAAAAUUGCAGAAAAAUGUUGUGAUUCCAUACCCGUAAAAAACCGCUAACGGCAAAGCAAAAAGAACAUAAUAGGAAGCUGGUAUCGUUCAGGAGGUGGGUGGAAAAUAAGAUCAGCGAGAUCAAAUGUUUACCGCAAUUUUAGCAACAUGAGGUUUAACACUCCCAACUGUCAGGAGGUAAUUUACAUGCUGUCAGCCACUUCAUAUAACUAUUUUAUGAAACUUUCAACACUUAUGGGCCUUAC
Messenger RNA from Cinara cedri, 1796 nucleotides. The record is from the annotation of a GenBank genome assembly. NCBI's taxonomy places the organism in Eukaryota, Metazoa, Arthropoda, Insecta, Hemiptera, Aphididae.